CAAAACAUUAAAUAUGGUUCCUUCGUCUGUCCCUUUUGCCAUCAGAUUAGUUUCAAAUUUGCAAAAAUAUCAUGUUUUUUAUGAACAAUACUACAACUUGAGAGGGCCCAUCAAAUAAGUUUACCCAGGGGUCUUGCUCGAUAUUUUUUUGGGGUCUCUUUCACUACUUGAGUUAAUUUUUAAAAGAGCGACAACUUCAGUUCAACAUAGGCUUGUUGUACCUAGAAGCAAGGAAGAGAGAGAGAGAGAGAGAGAGAGAGAGAGAGAGAGAGAGAGAGAGAGAGAGAGAGAGAGAGAGAGAUGAUGAUGAUGAUGGAAGAAAAGAAAGAGGGUGAGUUUCUAACAGUGCCACCCUUUGAGUGUGCUUGGCCAAAGGACUUGAAAUUCAGGGAAGCUGGUCGUGGUUGUGUGGCUUUUGAAGCUUUUGCUCGGAAUGAUGUCACACUGGUGUUCCGGGAGAAUGUGGGAAGUCAACACUAUCAUUACAAAAGAGAUAACAGUCCUCAUUAUACUGUUAUAUUGGGUAGUCAUAGGAAUAGGAGGUUGAAGAUUGAGGUGGAUGGGAAAUCUGUUGUUGAUGUGGAGGGAGUUGGGUUAUGUUCUUCUGCUUUUCAGAGUUAUUGGAUUAGUAUUUAUGAUGGGUUGAUUAGUAUUGGUAAAGGUAGGUACCCUUUUCAGAAUAUUGUGUUUCAAUGGUUAGACACUAACCCCAAUUGUAGUGUUCGUUAUGUGGGGCUUAGUAGUUGGGAUAAACAUGUUGGUUAUAGAAAUGUCAUUGUAUUACCAUUAAUGCACCAAAACCAUUUAUCUUUGUGGAAACAUGUGGAUGUGGGUUAUGGUGGUGACUAUAUACAUGAGGAGUGUGGCCAAGAAGAGUUGGAAGAUGAACUCUCAGCUUAUGAUAAAUGGGGCCUUCAAAACUUUUUGGAGAGUUGGGACUUGUCUGAUGUCUCAUUUAUUGUUGGUAUGGAGGAAAGGCAUGUUCCUGCUCACAAGGUUAUCUUGUCAUCUUCUGGUCAUUUUCCUUUAACUUCACCUGAUGGGGUGAUAGUCCUUAAAGGGGUAACCUAUCCUGUUCUGCACUCUCUCCUUGAAUACAUCUACAAAGGCAGAACCCAGAUUCUAGAGUCCCAACUUGCUUCACUGAUGAUUCUAAGCCUGGAAUUUGAAGUAAUGACAUUGGUAAAGCAAUGUGAAGAGAUCAUACAACAGUUUAAAAUCAAUGACAAGUUAUUUGAUUCGGGCAAGAGAGUUGAAUUAUCAUAUCCAAACACUUCACCACAUUGCUACAGAGCCUUCCCUUUUGGACUUGCUGUUGAUAAGAAGAGGCUUAAACAGCUGUAUUCAAGUGGCGAGUACAGUGAUGUAGACAUAUAUAUUGAAGGAGGUGGCCUUGUUUCCCAGCCACAUAAAAUUAUUCUAAGUUUAUGGAGUGUUCCAUUUGCAAAGAUGUUCACAAAUGGAAUGAGUGAAACCAAUUCCUCAAGAGUUGUUCUAAGAGAUGUAUCCCCCGAAGCGUUCGAGGGUAUGCUCGAUUUUAUGUAUAGCGGGGAAGUUAAUUUGGAAAACACCAUGGAAUCUGGUGCCAUGUUACUACAAAUGCUAUUAUUGUCUGAUCAAUUUGGAGUCACUCUCCUCCAUCAAGAAUGCUGCAAAAUACUUUUAGAAUGUCUUUCGGAGGACACAGUAUGUCCAAUACUCCAGGCGGUUUCAUCAAUUCCGUCGUGUAAACUCAUCGAAGAAACUUGCGAGAGGAACUUUUCCAUGCAUUUCGACUAUUGUACAACCGCGAGCAUUGACUUCAUCUUCUUAGAAGAGGCGAAUUUUAGCAAUAUCAUACGGCAUCCAGAUUUGACUGUAACAUCUGAAGAAAAAGUUCUUGAUGCAAUCUUAAUGUGGGGUAUGAAAGCGAAGAACGCAUAUGGAUGGGAGGUGGUGGAUGAGCUGAUGAUAUAUUCGACGCCUGAACUUCUCUUUGGGGACAGACUAGAGUCGGUUUUCAAUUUCUUAUCUUCUGUGCGAUUUCCAAUCAUGCCUCUUGUCCUGCUCAAGAAGUUGGAGAAGAGCAACAUCAGCAGGCACAUUCCUAGUUUCGAUUUUCUUGUGAAAGAGGCCAUCAGCUAUGUUGAACAUGGAUUGUGUGAGCCUGAAUUUGAUCAAAAUGUUAGAUUUCAACUAAGAAGAUCUAGUUAUAAGGAGCUUCAGUACUUGUGUGAUGGAGAUAGUAAUGGAGUUCUUUACUUCGCGGGCACAUCAUACGGGCAACAUCAGUGGGUUAAUCCUGUUCUCGCGAAAACAAUCACAAUUACAGCUAGCAGCCCCCCUUCAAGAUUCACCGACUCCAAAGUUUUGGCGUCUAGAACUUACCAGGGAACAUCUUUUGCUGGACCAAGGAUAGAAGAUGGACAUAGUAGCGCGUGGUGGAUGGUUGACAUCGGCCCCAACCAUCAGCUUAUGUGCAACUACUACACCUUAAGGCAGGAUGGAUCCAGGGCUUACAACAGAUAUUGGAAUCUACAGGGAUCUUUGGAUGGGAAAACAUGGACAAAUUUGAGAGUGCAUGAAAAUGAUCAAACAGUAUGCAAACCAGGGCAGUUUGCAUCGUGGCCCAUAAUAGGACCAAAUGCUCUGCGACCAUUUAGGUUCUUUAGGGUUGUUCUAACGGGUCCUACUACUGAUGUAUCCAACCCCUUCAACAUUUGCAUUUGCUUUUUGGAGCUCUAUGGCUUUUUCCAUUAGUAACUACUUAAACACAUAUUUUCUUUGCAAUAUCAUGUAAUCUACACCUUCAUCUAGACUAGUUUUUAGAACACUUUUUUUCUUUCUUACUUUACAAUGUUUACUUAGUUAAACUUUUACUCUUGCUUAUAGCUAGAAGUAUAAAAUAAAUAAAAAUUUGACUUAUUUUUAGCGUUUAAA
This is a messenger RNA of Cannabis sativa, 2919 nucleotides long. Its product is annotated as BTB/POZ domain-containing protein At2g30600. The transcript has 13 exons. NCBI's taxonomy places the organism in Eukaryota, Viridiplantae, Streptophyta, Magnoliopsida, Rosales, Cannabaceae. Gene Ontology annotation, molecular function: protein binding. Bases 301 to 2739 code for a protein of 812 amino acids. The record is from RefSeq and is a predicted model, not a curated record.